Messenger RNA from Adineta ricciae, 4035 nucleotides. NCBI's taxonomy places the organism in Eukaryota, Metazoa, Rotifera, Eurotatoria, Adinetida, Adinetidae. The record is from the annotation of a GenBank genome assembly.
AUGUGGAUUCUUUCAUCGAUGCAUUUCAUUUCAUUUUUCAUACUUUUACAAUCAAUAUCAUUCAUUGAUAGUCUUACAACUGCGGAUAUUUAUAGUCCUUGCAAACGACCGCCAACGUUAGGUGUGGAAUCGGGUAGAAUUCCUAAUGGAGCGUUUUUUGCAUCCUCGUUUGUGCAAGGUCGUGAACCUUACACUGCUCGACUUAAUGGACGAUAUGCUUGGCGACCAGCUUAUAUGGAUGCUGAUCAAUAUCUAUACGUCGAUCUCGGUUCUCGAUACUAUGUCACAGGUGUUGCAACACAGGGCCGUCGAGCUGCCAAGGAAUAUGUGUCAGUCUUCAAUUUAAUGUACUCCGACAAUGGUCAUAAUUGGUUCCACUACACUAACGGAGACAAAAUCAUUGUGAAUUUUGCUGGAAAUAAAAAUGAUAAUGGUAUUGUUCGAAAUAAUCUUUCUGAUCCGGUUAUCACACGUUAUAUACGUUUCAACCCUCGACAAUGGAAUAAUUUCAUUUCUAUGCGUGUGGAAGUGUAUGGAUGUCCAUUUACAUCUUCAUCAUUUAAUUUCGAUGGACAAACAAUUGCGUACUACGAUGCAACAUACAUUCCAUUGCAUAACAAACAAGACGAACUACGUUUACGUUUCAAAACCAAUUAUCCUCAUGGUGUACUUGUAUAUGCUAAAGGAACACAGAAUAACGAUUAUAUCAGUGUCGAACUUCGAAACGGAAGCAUAUUCGUUGGAGUUGAUCUAGGUUCAAUGCCAGGGCGGCCAGGUGCGACGUACAUUCAAAUUGGAAGCGUCUUAGAUGAUUAUCAAUGGCAUGAUUUAGCUGUUACACGUUAUAUGAGAAAUAUUUCAGUCAAACUUGAUCAAGUUGUUGUAGAUGAGCAAUCGCGAAGUGCAUUUAAUGGGUUAGAUCUCGAUGGCAAGCUGUACAUUGGCGGCGCACCUAAUCACAUGGAACGUGGUCUAUCAGUUCGACCGAAUUUCCAAGGAUGUCUAGAAAAUGUCCUCUAUAUCAGUCCAUCGACAAAUGCAAUCUUGGAUGUAUUACAGAACCUACAACGACAAGCUCCAUUCUACGGUUUAGAACAAGGAAUGAUCGGUUCAGGAGCGAUGUGCGAUGAUGAUUCGAUGAAUAUGCAUCCGUAUACAUUCAAAACGGUUGAUUCCUAUCUAGAAAUCUUUCGUAAGCCAGGUGCAACGUCCAUUGAUUUAAGCUUCCAAAUGCGUACAUUUGAACCCAAUGGCAUUUUAUUCUAUACAAAUUUAUCAGACCCAAAACAAUUGAUGAUUGGUAUCAACGAUGUUCCUGACCAAGAUUUUCUUCGACUGUUUCUUGAUGAAGGACAACUGGCAUGUACAGUGCAAUUGGAUGGAAACAAACGUACGGUUCGUCAUCGUCGAAAUAAUUUAAAUGAUGGGCAGUGGCAUGAGAUCAGUCUUCUGUUGACUCAAUUUCGUUUUAACAUUACCGUUGACUAUGAACCGGAAUUUUCGUUCACGCGAAAUAAUCUAUCAACAACUGAUCGAUUUACUUUCAGUUCCAAUGGUGAUCAGAUCAAUCGUGAUACGGCGAUGACCGGUUUUGUUGGUUGUGUAAGGCAAUUAGUGAUGAGUGGAAUCCAAAUAUUACCGAGAGAUCUGACUAGCAACAUAACUCUGACGGAUAGUGACGGUAGUCGACCGAGAACAGGUAUGGUUGUUAAUCAUGAUGUUCUACUGGAUGCUUGCGAAAUGUUCGAUCGAUGCACGCCAAACCCAUGCCGUCAUGGUGGAAUAUGCUCUCAAACAUGGACACGUUUUCGUUGUGAUUGUUCAAAAACUGGCUAUAGUGGUGCUGUAUGUCAUAUUAGUGAUAAUCCAUUAUCGUGUCUUGAUUAUAAACUUAAUCGGAUGAAACCUGAUGAAAUUAUUCCUGAACGUAUGACUACUAUUGACAUUGAUGGUAGCGGUCCACUAGCUCCAUUUUCAAUCUUAUGUCGAUUUGGUGCAAAAUCCGAGAUUCUCAAUGUAACCGAAGUUAGCCAUUAUCACGAACUAGAAAGUUACGUUUCAAGUGGCUAUCAACUACCUGAUUCAUUAUAUUCACAAACGAUAAAUUACCGCAUACCAUUACCUCAAGUGUUUGCUAUAAUCGACCGUUCGUAUGUCUGUAAACAACAUAUUGAGUAUACAUGUUUUAAAUCUCGGCUAUUGAAUUAUCCGAAUCCACCGUUCGGUUGGUGGGUUGGUCGUACAAAUCAAUCCAUGGAUUACUGGGGUGGUAGUGAGGUUGGUACGGGUAAAUGCUCGUGUGGCUUGGAUAUGACGUGUGCAAAUCCGAAUUUGUUUUGUAAUUGUGAUUCGCAAAUGGCCACCGAACUGAAAGACGCGGGCUAUCUAACACGAAAGGAAUUCUUACCAGUCCUUCGUGUCGAGUUCGGUGAUACUGGACCACCUGGUUCAGAUCAAUACGGCCGGUAUCAAGUGGGCCGUCUUCAAUGUGAAGGUGACUUACUCUACGAUAAUACCAUCACCUUUCGUAAAGCGGAUGCAAUCAUAACUGUACCACCCUUUGAAGCUAAAGUGGCUGGUGACAUACGUUUUCAAUUCAAAACCGGCUUUGAUUCAGCAACAUUCGGUUCGGCAAUCAUAGUUCAAAACAUUGGCUACGAAGAUGGCGAUCUCAUUGAAAUUCGUCUUCAAGCACCACGAGAAAUAGCAUUUCGCUACAGCGUUGGUCGUGGUACUAAUAUCAUCACCAUUCGUUCACCAUAUGAUUUCAAUGACAAUGAUUGGCAUACGAUACAAAUCGAAAUCAAUCGACAAGAAGCACGUUUAACAGUCGAUAGUUUGUCAGCUGCCAACCCAGAGGAUCAAACGACAUUCCGACAUAUGCGUUUAACAUCAAAUCUAACUAUUGGCGCAUCGGUGACAAAUCGAAACGGUUUCGUCGGAUGUAUUCGUGCAUUUCAAGUCAAUGGAGAAUUAGUCGAUCUGAAAUACUUCGCAAUGCAAGGCAUGUAUGGCAUAUCACCAGGUUGUGUUGGUAAAUGUGAAAGUAAUCCUUGUUUGAACGGUGGACGAUGUAAUGAACGUUGGUCAUCGUACGAUUGUGAUUGUACGUUUACGCCAUUUCGUGGACCGAUCUGUUCGACUGAAAUUGGUACACGACUCGAAGCAAAUACAAUGAUCAAGUAUAUAUUUCCCACCGAAGGUAUAACAGCGACAGAAGAGGAAACAAUUCGUGUAUUAUUUACUACUUAUAAAAAACAAGGUAUUCUGCUACAAUUAAAAUCAGAUAAGACUGAUGAAAAAGGAAUGGUGGAUUAUUUUACCAUGGAAUUAAACAAUAACGGUGGUGUGCGCAUCAAAUUUAACUAUGGUUUUGAUACAUUUGAAUACAAUGUUCCAUACGAUUUAACCAAUGGACAGGAUCAUGAAAUAAUCGUGACGCGUCGUGAUUUUGGUAAACGUAUCAUGAUCAUAGUCGAUAAUUAUGAACCAUACGAGGAUGAAUUUCCUCAAACUCAACAAAUCGAUAUGCAAUUUGACAGUCCACGUGUAAUGUAUAUCGGACGAAAUGAUACCACACCUCCCGAACAAGGUUUCAGUGGCUGUAUCGCCCGAUUACAAUUCAAUCGUAUAUUUCCGUUGAAAUACGCAUUCUUGGAAGAACGUGAUCCCAACAUAACCUGGACCGGUGGACAUAUUCGGGAAUGGCCAUGUGGUACAGAACCUGUCAAAUAUCUUCCCGAGCCUGUCGAAAUUCCACCCGAUCGUGGCUUCAGCAUUCUUGCUUUACCUCGUCCUGUGUAUGCGCAAAAUAUUUAUGCAAGAAAUGUUGCCAUCAUCAGUGGUUCAAUCGGAAUCUUUGCUAUUUUCGUUCUUCUCCUAAUUGGUUUAUGCUAUCACAAGACUAAACAAAGUGGUCAGUACAAAACUAAAGAAGACGAAGGUGCUGAUCAGGCUAUUGAUGCGGAUACAGCUAUUAUUCGCGGUGAUCCUCGCCAUCCUGAUGUGACCGAAGCGAGGGAAUGGUUUUUCUGA